ACCUUAGAAUUUUACAGGAAAAAAUGCACAUUCUGAAAAGAAAAAAAAUUCUGAUUGUAUCCUUGAAUUCAGAAAAAAAUUGUGAAGGACCAGAAGUCCUAAACUGAACGAAGGUGGCAUAGAGUUGUGUAAUUGAGGAAGAUGAGGAGCAAACCAGCCGCUGUUUUCAUGGCUUUUGGAACUAAAGGCGAUAUCUACCCUCUUGCCGCCAUUGCUGCAGCGUUUGCUUGUGAUCAGGAGCAAUAUCAAGUGGUUUUUAUAACUCAUUCAGCUCAUGAGAACUUGAGGGUGCACUUGAGAGCAAAUAAAGUUACUUACAUACCAGUUUCAUCGCCACCUGUUGUUUCCCCUCUUGAACAUUAUGGUAACAUGGAGUUAUCUUUUUCUGCUCACAAAAGGGAAAUUAUCCAGAAGCAUAGGUAUGAGUGUACUUCGAUCAUUGAGGAUAUCUUUGGAGAUGACUCAGUGGAGGGUGAUGCUAUUGCUAUUAAUUUCUUUGCUCUGGAAGGUUGGAGCUUUGCUGAGCUUUUUCAGGUCCGUUGCAUUGUGGUUGCUCCUUAUGUUGUUCCCUAUAGUGCUCCUUCAUCAUUUGAACGGCAAUUUAGGAAAGAACAUCCAGAGUUAUAUAACCAUCUCCAGGAAGCUCCCACUGACAAGGUUGGCUGGAAAGAUGUCAUCCAUUGGAUGUGGCCACUUUUCUCUGAGGAGUGGGGCUCAUGGAGAAGUCUGGACCUGAAUCUGAGUGCCCUUCCUUUUACGGACCCUGUAACAGGUCUUCCGACAUUCCAUGAGAGGCUUCCGUCUUCUCUACUAUUGUAUGGAUUUAGCAAAGAUGUUGUUGAAUGCCCUGGUUAUUGGCCUUCAAAAGUGCGGGUUUGUGGCUUUUGGUUUCCUCCCCGGGAAUGGCAGUUUUCAUGCAAUGACUGCACAGAUAUAUCUGCAUCGGUUUCUACAGGGAGUUCGAAUAAACAAAACAAACUGUGUUCUAUCCACCUCAGCUUGCAGCUUUUCAUUGAAUUUCCUGCUACAGAGCUGCCUAUUUUCAUAGGUCUGAGUUCAAUUGGAAGCAUGGGUUUCUUGAGGAACCCUCGUGCAUUUCUUCGGGUGCUUGGAAAUGCAUUAGAAAUAUCAGGUAGCAGGUUUAUUUUGUUCUCAGCUGGCUAUGAACCUUUAGAAGCAGCAAUUGACUCUUAUGCCAAGGAAGCAUCCUCUUGUCCGGAACAAACACAACGGAGUAAUGAAGGAGUUUCUCUUUUUGGAGGCCGACUCUUUUGUUUCUCUGGUUCCGUCCCAUACAACUGGCUGUUUCCAAGGUGUGCUGCGGCAAUUCAUCAUGGUGGAAGUGGAUCCACGGCUGCUGCUUUACUGGCUGGAGUUCCUCAGGUGAUAUGCCCGUUUAUGCUGGAUCAAUUCUACUGGGCAGAGAGGAUGUAUUGGCUUGGUGUUGCCCCUGAGCCACUGAAAAGAGAACACUUGGUGCCAGAUAAAGAUGAGGAUCUCUACAUCAAGGAAGCUGCAAACAUGCUUGUGAGGGCGCUGGAGUAUUCACAGUCUUCUGAAGUCAAAACCCGCACUUUGCAGAUAUCUAAUAAAUUGUCUAAUGAGGAUGGAGUAUCGGAAGCAGUUCAUCUCAUUAAGGAAGAGCUAAAAAGUUGUUGAUGAUACUAGUGCUAUUUUUUUCUCGUCUUUUGGAUAGAGGAUGAUAUUAGUACUGGAAUUUUUUUCUUCCUUUUUAACAAUUUAACGGCAUUUCAUCAGUUUUCAUCUGGGCUUUUUCUCUUUUUCUUUAAAACUUUUGUAGACACCCCUUUGCUUGAUAAUUGAACUAUAGCAUUAUAUUAAACUGUAAAUUUCUUA
This is a messenger RNA of Solanum dulcamara, 1857 nucleotides long. Its product is annotated as sterol 3-beta-glucosyltransferase UGT80B1. Bases 142 to 1659 code for a protein of 505 amino acids. The transcript has 15 exons. The record is from RefSeq and is a predicted model, not a curated record. NCBI's taxonomy places the organism in Eukaryota, Viridiplantae, Streptophyta, Magnoliopsida, Solanales, Solanaceae.